Messenger RNA from Trachemys scripta elegans, 2307 nucleotides. RefSeq names its product lymphocyte antigen 6E-like. NCBI's taxonomy places the organism in Eukaryota, Metazoa, Chordata, Testudines, Emydidae. The transcript has 3 exons. The record is from RefSeq and is a predicted model, not a curated record. The coding region runs from base 129 to 500 and encodes 123 amino acids.
GAGCCACCUAUUGUCACACCUACCUGAGACCAAGCCUUUAAAACUGCUGUUCUCGUUUGCCAAGGCAAUCCAUCGUCCCUACCGGAGAAGCUGUCCUUUUCUCUGCAAGCUGAGAGGAUCCCAAGGAGAUGAAGGCUUAUCUAAUCAUUUUGCUGGCCACAGUCCUGUGGGCAGAGAGAGCUCACUCACUGCAUUGCCACGUGUGCAACACCACAACGGCGAACACCUGCACGAAUCCCGUCAAUUGCUCAACCGCUGAUCGUUACUGCACGACAUUUAUUAGAAAUGGCUCCACUCCUGACUAUGUCCUGGAGAAGAGAUGUUCCCCAUCGUGCCCACUCUCUACAAUGAUUAAAACUCUUGCCACGUCCCAAUCUUCUUUUCUCUGCUGCCAGGAAGAUUUGUGCAAUGGGGUGGGUGACAUAAGAAUUGGCUUCCCGGCAUUGGCAAUGAGCAUCUUUGCUGGCUUUGUUGUCACCUUUGUCAGGACGGGAGUGUGAUGUGCUGGGCAGAGAGGGGGUUUCCUCGCUGAACCCACCCAGGGAGAGACGACACCUCCUCUUUGCAAUGCAUCCCACCGGGUUUAACACUGGGCCUUUUCUAUCAAGUGUCAUCUUGGAUCUCAUCACCAAGGUUCUCUACCACCUUUCCCGCCUCGGUCACUGGGUGGAACUCCACGUCGCUCAGUGGAACCAGAAGGUUUUCUCUCAUGUCCUUGGGGUUGGAGACUUAGGCACUCAGCUGGACUGUGCACAUUUUGAAUCCACUAUUGGUGGCUGGGGCACGUUGACCAAUGCUAUAUAGGGUAGGUUAGAAUCAUAGAAUACCAGGGUUGGAAGGGACCUCAGGAGGUCAUCUAGUCCAACCCCCUGCUAAAGCAGGACCACUCCCCAGACAGAUUUUUGCCCCAGAUCCCUAAAUGGCCCCCUCAAGGAUUGAGCUCACAACCCUGGGUUUAGUAGGCCAAUACUCAAACCACUGAGCUAUCCCUCCCCCUUUAUUUAACCCCCUAUGUCCUGGUGAAUGUGCUGAAGAAAUAAAGCUCGGGACUCACUGAUGUUUAUGCCCCUGAAAAUGUCUGAUUAAAAAAAUGUCCAUUCCUGGUGAUGAGUUUCAUUCUGCUAUAGAGAAAUGACUCAUUAAUAUCCCAGCAGGGCGUGGUGUGUUGUUGAUCAACGGGCACACAUGAUAGAAAACGAGCCACAAUAUACUGGAGAUUGCGCCCAAACCAGAAUGACUCAUCUCCAGCCACCCGCCUUCCCACAUCCUCCUCCAACGUUCAGUGUUUUGGAGAGAUGAGGACCCAAAUCCCAACUGUUACCACAGGAAAAAAGGAGCCCUAUACCUCAGAGGAAGGGAUGGCCUUGUGGUUAAGGCACUGGAUGGGGGAUCUGGGAAAUCAGGGUUCAAAUGUCAGCUCUGGCCAGGAGUGCUGGAAGUGCUCUAAAAGUGGGGGGCAUGGUGCCUGAACUGUGGCCUCGCCCCAAGACCCUGCCCUCAUGCUGCACCUUUUUCCCGGGCCCCCACCCUAGCACCACUUCUUCUCCCCAAAGACCCCGCUCGCUCCUCUCUGUUCCCUUCCCCCUCCCGCCCCAUCGCUCACCCUUAGGGCAGGUAAAAAGUGACGGGGUCAUGCCCCCUACUGUUCCCCCUGCCCACUGGUUCUGGCACCGGCUCCCUCUGUGACCUUGGGCAAGUUGCUUAGGCCCAAAUUUUCAGAGCCACUGACCAACCAAAAUUGUGAACGGGAACUCCAGGGGUUCUUUACCCCUGAAUCCCGAGUGCUGUCUGUCUGCAUUCCCUCAUCUGUAGCAUGGUGAUGAGAGUCUUUAUUCUCCACUGUAAAGCAGAUGAAGAGCCACAAAUGAAAAGCGCCCCAGGGCCGACGUCUGAUCUGAUUUAUACCCUGAUAGCUCCACUGACUCUAGUGGCCUUACUCCAGAUUUCCACUGGUGUGGUCAUCAGAGUCAGGGUCUGACUAUUAUAGGAAUAAUAAUAAAAAUACUUUAAACAAAUACGGACACUAAAUAAACAAGCAAGUCUGAGAGCUACAAGCUCCCCAUGCCAUAAACUAUUUUGCCCUUCCUAUCAGAUCUUUUAGGUGCAGGGACAUCAGCUGUUCACCCUGCCUACAGCCAGUUAGAGUUUAACUCUUGAUCCAUUCAUGAGUCCCCAGAAUGCCCAUAGUUCCCCAGUGUUUUCCAUAUGAUGGUGACUCUUUCUGAAGCUAACACGUUCUUCCAAAACAUGGCGGGAGCCAAGCCGUACAGGCACAAAAUCCCUUAUUUGGAAAUAUCUGAAAUGAAU